Messenger RNA from Chlamydomonas reinhardtii, 1959 nucleotides. RefSeq lists its product as uncharacterized. Gene Ontology annotation, cellular component: nucleus. The transcript has 3 exons. The record is from RefSeq and is a predicted model, not a curated record. Bases 42 to 1691 code for a protein of 549 amino acids. Lineage: Eukaryota; Viridiplantae; Chlorophyta; Chlorophyceae; Chlamydomonadales; Chlamydomonadaceae.
ACAUUGUGGCUGUCGGCAGACUGCAUCGCCACGGCCGUGUCAUGCGAAAUUCCGCCGACUCGCUCGCGGAGGACGACGACAGCUGGCUGGACGAGCAACCCGAGCGCCUGCAAGCGGAGCUGGAGCGGCGGCAGGCAGAGCUGCAGGAGCACGUGGCGCGUCGGACAGGCCAGGGGCAAGAUGAGGGCGAGGCGGCCGGCGCAGUAGCGGCAGCGCCCCAGCCCGUACAUGAGGUGGACGCGGAGGACAUUGCGUCCAAGUUGCGCGGCUUCAUGGAGCAGCUGUCGGGGCUGGAGGGCGCCGAGGUGCGGGAGCAGCUCCAAGAGGAGGACGAGCAAGUGGGCCCUGAAGAUGCCCCGGCCACAACAUCACCCGCAGUGGCAAGAGCAACAGCAACAGCGACUACUACUGCUCCUAGUGGCGGCGCUGGCGCCAUGAGCAGGGGCGAGGGGCAGGCGCAAGCCAAAGGCAGGCGGCGCGGUGAGCGUGCUGACGGUGGCGACGGGGUGGCUUUUGAUGCGGCGCGUUUCCUGAGGGAGCUGCAGCAGGUGCUGGGGCAGGCGGCGGCGGCGGCGGGGCAAGGAGCUGGCGAUGGAGAUGAGGAGGGCGAGGACGAGAGUGAAGGCGAGGGAGAGUCGUCAGGGGACGAGGGCUCAUCCUUCUUCUCGGAUGAUGACAUGGAUGAUGGCGAGGAGGCAGAGGAGGACGGCGAGGAAGGUGAGGAGGAGCAGGAGGACGACUUCCCAGCGGAGGCACAGCCGGCGACUUCACGGCGGCCACAUGCAGCACAGACAGGCGGCGCCUCAGCCAGUGGCAGCGGCGCCUCUGCAGCGGCCUCGCCCGCAACGCAUGCCAACCGCCUGGCCACUGGCACAGCAGCUGCAGGCGCUGCCACGUCUUCAUCGAAGCCUCUGCUGAAACGGGGCUUUCUAUCUGGGCCAGGGAGCGCCGGUGGUGUGCCAGCAGAGGCAGGUGGCACACCCAGCGCGAGCGGCGGAGCGGCGGCCACCGCCGCCGCUCGCACGCCUGCUGCACAUCGGGCACAGCCGCAGCGGCGGCAGCCGGGCCUGAGCUGGGAGGUGGACACCGCAACUGACAGCGAUGACGACGACGAGGACCGGACGGAUGGCGACGAGGACGGGGAGGACGAAGAGGAGGUGGACGCCACCGCGCAGCUGAUGGCGGCUCUGGGCGUGGAGGACGAGCUCGAGGCGGAGGCAGCAGGCGGGCCGGCGGCAGCGGCACGUCGCGAUAAGUCUGCCGCAGCGAGAGCUCACCGCAGUGGGGGCGCGCCAAGCGCCGCCAUGGCCUCCACCACCACCACCGCAGCCGCCACCUCCAGGUCAAAGCCGUCCAGGGGCCCACGGGACGACGGCUUCAACCAGCUGUACGACAUGGCGUUGCAGGCCGAGCUGGCGGGCACCACCCUGGCACACAGCUUCCAGGAGAGCGGGGCGGCGCCGCCGCCGCCCAGUGCCGGUGCUGGCCCGGCGGCGGGCCAUGGGCCCGCAUCUACAGGUGGCCGGGGGCCUCAGGCCGUGGCGGAGGAGGCCCUGGCCCCUGUGGACCUAGACAUGAACCUGGUCCGCAACCUGCUGCGCUCCUACACGGCGCAGCAGGGCACCGCUGGUCCGGCCGGCAACAUCGCCGCCAUGCUGGGCAUGUCGCUGCCGGCCGGCGACAUAGAAUGAGGAUUUGAGUUUCGAAGGUGUGGGAUGCUCAGGGAGGUAGUGUGGGGAAGGGGAGGCGGUUGUGCGUGUGGGCACAGCCUACCGCGUGCGGUGUGUGCAGGUGCGCAACGGGACUGGACGGGCGCGGAGGGUGUUGCACGAUUGGUCAUCACGGCGGGCCAUGUGUUUAUAUUAAAUACAACUUGAUACAUCAAAGCGCUGGCGCACAGGCAAGACAGACCGCAACGUCCGGCAUUAUCAUAACAACGCGCGAAAUGCUCGACGUGCA